UUGGUCUACAUCACCCGGAAAAUAAAGUUUCAAACUUCGGACUUUCCCUCACUUUCUUUCUCUCAUUUUCAUGGCAAAUUUUCAUGGAUGCCAAACAACUCCGACAACAACAGCAAGUAGUCGAUCAUCAACACAGGGAAUCACACUCACACUCUCCUGCCUACCAAGCUCUUCUCAGGGCGGGCCCACGUAUCAGACCCCUCCAACAAGUACACGCCCAAAUCGUGGUCUUAGGCAAGUGUCGCAGCCUAUCCCUUCUCACCAAGCUCCUCACACUGGCUUGCGCCGCGUGCUCAAUAACCUACACUCGCCGGCUCUUCCUCACUGUCCCAGACCCCGACUCCUUUCUCUUCAACUCCCUCAUCAAAGGCUGCUCCAAGCUCGGGUUCCCAAAGGACGCCGUCUUCUUCUAUCGCCGAAUGGGCCUCGCGAGUAUUUCGCCGUCGAAUUAUACUUUCACGUCCGUGAUCAAAGCGUGCGCGGAUCUUUCGGCUUUGAGACUUGGUAGGGAGAUUCAUUCCCAUGUUUUGGUUUCUGGGUACGGCUCGGAUUCAUUUGUGCAGGCUGCGCUGGUUGCGUUCUACGCGAAAUCUGGUGAUUUGUGUGUUGCCCGGAAACUGUUUGAUAAAAUGCCGGAGAGAACGGUUGUGGCUUGGAAUUCGAUGAUAUCGGGGUACGAGCAAAAUGGGUUCUCGAGGGAAGCCAUUGGAUUGUUUUAUCAGAUGCGAGAGUGGGGUGUUGAGCCUGAAUCCACAACGUUUGUUAGUGUAUUGUCAGGUUGUGCUCAGUUGGGGGCAAUUGGUUUGGGAUGUUGGGUUCAUGAUUAUGUCGUUAGUCAUGGCUUUGAUGUCAAUGUGGUUCUAGGUACUUCUUUGAUUAAUAUGUAUUCUAGAUGCGGGAAUGUGACCAAAGCGCGAGAAGUUUUUGAUUUGAUGAGUGAACGAAAUGUAAUUUCUUGGACGGCUAUGAUUUCCGGGUAUGGAAUUCAUGGUUAUGGUAGAGAAGCAAUGCAGCUCUUUAGACAAAUGAGAGUACAUGGUCCACGUCCUAACAAUGUCACAUUUGUUUCUGUCUUGUCGGCAUGUGCUCAUGCAGGGCUCAUUCAGGAAGGGCGCUGUGCCUUCGCAGACAUGAUGUCAGAGUAUGGGUUGGUGCCAGGAGUGGAACAUCAUGUUUGCAUGGUUGAUAUGCUGGGGCGUGCCGGACUUCUCAAUGAAGCUUAUCAAUUUGUCAAAGAAUUGAAUCUUGGGGAGCUGGCUCCAGCAAUUUGGACUGCAAUGCUUGGGGCAUGCAAGAUGCAUAAGAAUUUUGAUCUUGGAGUAGAAGUUGCUGAGCAUCUUUUAGCUGUAGAACCAGAAAAUCCGGGUCAUUAUGUUUUGCUUUCAAAUAUAUAUGCACUGGCUGGUAAGAUGGAUCGAGUGGAAUUGGUUAGAAACAUGAUGAUUCGGAAAGGCCUAAAGAAGCAAGUUGGCUAUAGCACAAUAGAGGUUGGUCAGAAGACUUACUUGUUUAGCAAUGGUGACAAGUCCCUCCCUGAGAUUGAAGAAGUUUAUCGGUAUUUAGACGAAUUGAUGUCGCGGUGUAGAGAAGCAGGAUAUGCACCAGCACCUGCGUCUGUGAUGCAUGAGUUAGAAGAAGAGGAGAGGGAAUAUGCUCUUAGAUAUCAUAGUGAGAAGCUUGCAAUAGCAUUUGGGUUACUGAAAAUGAACCCCGGUUUAACCAUCAGGGUUGUGAAAAACCUUCGAAUGUGUGAGGAUUGUCAUUCAGCAAUAAAGUACAUAUCAAUUGUUUCUAACAGAGAAAUUAUUGUCCGGGAUAGGCUUCGUUUCCACCACUUCAAUAAUGGUUCAUGUUCUUGUCUCGAUUACUGGUGACAGAUUCCAUUUGCUUGCUGAGAGUGUCCUGACAAUUUUGCAAGAUUGAUCAUCAAGGAGUAAGGUUCAUCAAGGCAGUCAAAGAACAACUUGUUGCUUUUUUAUACAUGUGAGUGAGACUGACCUUUUUCUUUCCCUUUCUCUUGUAUGUGUGUGCAUAAGUAAAUGAUUCUUUAUUUGGAAUGAAGGACGAGCACCA
This is a messenger RNA of Corylus avellana, 2073 nucleotides long. RefSeq names its product Pentatricopeptide repeat (PPR) superfamily protein. Lineage: Eukaryota; Viridiplantae; Streptophyta; Magnoliopsida; Fagales; Betulaceae. The record is from RefSeq and is a predicted model, not a curated record. Gene Ontology annotation, biological process: RNA modification. Gene Ontology annotation, molecular function: RNA binding; zinc ion binding; protein binding. Gene Ontology annotation, cellular component: intracellular membrane-bounded organelle.